GCUACGAGGCUAGACUAUCGGAUCGGCGUGAUUUGACCCUUGAGAUGCGUUUCCUGAUUCUUGUUUUGACCGUACCGGCGGUUUACUGCGUCGAGUGGACGCGUGUUCCAAAUGACUGGCCAGUGAUCGGGGUCCUGAUUCAGGAGUUUGGUCCCCCGAAUAUCAGUUACAUUCCAAGUUCUUACGUGAAGUUCGUUGAAGCUGCAGGUGCAAGGGUUGUACCGAUCCACAUCAACCGCGACGGCGCGUACUAUCAGAAGAUCCUUCCGCAACUCAACGGAGUGCUCUUCCCGGGAGGAUCUGUCGGAAUCGAAAACUCUGGCUACGCGAUAGCCGGCAGAGUGAUCUUCGAGUAUGCCUUGCGCGCGAACCAAAGAGGAGAGUAUUUUCCGCUCUGGGGAACCUGCAACGGUUUCGAGAUGUUGUCCUUCUUGGCAAUCGAUGAAAACGUUCUCACUCCUUGUAACGCUAUGAACGACCCGCGGCCGCUGAAAUUGACGCCGUAUGCUAAAACGAGUCGACUCUUCGGAGGGCUCGAAAGCGACUUGCUAUCGCAUCUCACCAAGGAGAAUACGACUGCCAAUUUUCACGAAUAUUGUUUAACGAUGACGAAUUUCACGAAGUAUGGAAUCAGUCAAUACUAUGAUCCGUUGUCGACUAACCAUGAUAUUGAUGGAUUGGAGUAUAUCUCCUCGAUGGAAGCGAAACAUUAUCCUUUCUACGCCGUGCAGUUUCAUCCGGAGAAAAAUGUCUUUGAAUGGGUCAAUAGGGAAGGCCAUUCGAAUAUUCCGCAUACGGAGGGAGCGAUUGAGGUCGCCCAGUUCUUCGCUCGUUUCUUCAUCGAUGAAGCUAGAAAAUCGAAUCACAGAAUGCCGAGUGACAUUUUCGAAAGGGAAUCGAUUUACAAUUUCCAGGCUGAAUACACUGGUCACAAAUCGGUGUUCAUGCAGACGUACUUCUUCAAUGAAUGAGCUCGUCAAUCUUCAGCAGUCCUGGAUAGAAUUCGCAGUCGCUACAUGUCCUCUUGAUGAAUAAAGACCAUCGCGACGGAA
Messenger RNA from Galendromus occidentalis (western predatory mite), 1052 nucleotides. RefSeq names its product gamma-glutamyl hydrolase-like. Gene Ontology annotation, biological process: tetrahydrofolylpolyglutamate metabolic process. Gene Ontology annotation, cellular component: vacuole. The transcript has a single exon. The coding region runs from base 45 to 971 and encodes 308 amino acids. The record is from RefSeq and is a predicted model, not a curated record. Gene Ontology annotation, molecular function: gamma-glutamyl-peptidase activity. Lineage: Eukaryota; Metazoa; Arthropoda; Arachnida; Mesostigmata; Phytoseiidae.